Molecule: messenger RNA, 1900 nt
Organism: Oryzias latipes (Japanese medaka)
Lineage: Eukaryota; Metazoa; Chordata; Actinopteri; Beloniformes; Adrianichthyidae
Biological process (GO): regulation of transcription by RNA polymerase II; cellular response to lipopolysaccharide
Source: RefSeq, a predicted model, not a curated record
UCACUUCCUUUUUUCUCGUCAUGUGGUUCGUGUUCUCAGCUGCUUCCUCUUUUGCUUCACGUCGACACUCACAACAGCAUUUGUACUAUCCCCAUACACGCCGAGAAGACAUAACCCUUGAGACUGACACACUCAGAGGAAGAAAUCAGUUUGGUGAACUUCAGAACAAUGCCAGCCGUGGAAGGAGACCUGCUGUCUUUGUCGACCUUUUCGUCGUUACCAUCCUCAUCAGCAGCAACAGGAACACUGACGGACUCUUCACCUAAAAGUGAGAGCAGCCUUCCUCAGAGCCAGCAGGAACACGAGUCUACUCCAGAAUUAUGGAGGGGAGAAGGACUGAACCCCACCGGUGACAGACUGUUGUCCACAGAGGAACAGGUCACUCUGAUCACCGAGAGCAUAACGGUUACCUCCACUGACCAGGAAAAACUGCUGCUGCUUAACAAGAACACGGAGCUCCGCAGGGUCAACAAAGAGCUGAUGAAGCUGAAUGAGGACUGGGAUCAGGUGUACCGCAGUGCCACUCUGGGUCUGCAGCACAGACUGGAGGCUCUGGAGUUGGAGAGCAACGCCAUCAAGCAGCUGAACAGCCGCCUGCUGCUCAAAGUCGAACAUCAACAGAGUGCAAAGGAGUAUUAUGAGCAUGCACUGAUGACAGAGCUGAAGAAGAACCAGGAGCUGCAAGAGUAUAUCCGGCUACUGGAGAGCAAGAUGCACCCAGAAAGAAACUUCACACCCCUCAAACAGGCUAAUGUUACUGGAAUGCAAAACGGAUCCUGUCCGAGCAGUAGUCCCCCCAGAGGAUCCAAAAUACCAUGCGCCCAUGUUUCUAGAUGCAACCCCUCGUCCAGCUUUCUUCAUGCUUCCUCCAGCCCUGAUGCAGAGUGGCAGGAGAGGAACCAAGUCGGCGUCCCACUGGAAGAUCUGGGUAAUUCCCAGCAAGAGGUGCAAGACUUAAAAGAACAACUGGAUACACUAAGAUGUCAGACUGAGAUUUAUGAAGCAGAGUUUCAGACAGAGCAUAACGACCACAAACACACACUGCAGGAAAACCGCAGACUGAGGAAGAAGAGAGAGGAGAUGCGCCAGCAGGUGGCGCUACUGCAGGAGCAGCUAAAGAUCUACGAGGAUGACUUCCGAAGGGAGCGGUCUGACAAGCAGAUGCUGCAGCGGCUCUUGCUGCAGAAAACAUCUUCUAACAAGCAUCCAGUGCUGAUCCACCGCUGCAAUAACCAGGAGCAGCUGCUGGAGGGCGACAAGAGAACGCAAAGCGGAGAGAAGAGAAAGCAGCACCACCUUCUCUGCACCAAGCACUCCGGCAGAAACAAGGAGUGAGCCACAAAUGUGGAUGGGAAGACAACAACCUGGUGCUUCAUUAACAAGUUAAUGAAGUGCCAGGUUUGCUUUACUAAACUGAAAUUGAUUUGAUGUGACAUAUACAUUUUAUAGCAAAUAAUUGUGACUCCCACAAAGAAGACAAAAGAGUUCACGAUUCUUAUCCUUGGUGCUGUGUUUGACAAUUCAAUUGUGUCUGGUUCAUAUGUAUUUGAAUGGAACUUUGAAUAUAUGCAAUAAUCCUUGUGUAAUCUCCUUAUCUUGUUCUUUGUUUCCAAUCUGUGUUGAAGUCUUCCUUGUGGUUUUACCCAUUACCCCUUGAGUCAUCAGGUUAGCAGAAAGGGUUGAAGAAUUUCUUUGCAGCGGCUUCCUGCUCCACACCUGAAACAGCAUUAGAUGUUAUUCACGUGAAAACUUCCCGUCUGAAUGGUUGUUGGAGUUUCCCCUGUUAGGAAAACUUUAAAAGCUUCUGCUAACAAUGGGAAAGCUUGGGUCAUUGAUUGACUGAUCAAUAUGAAAAGAAAAACACACAUGGAUGGAAAAAAAAAACACGACAGACACAAGG